Messenger RNA from Kickxella alabastrina, 310 nucleotides. RefSeq lists its product as uncharacterized. The transcript has a single exon. Bases 59 to 271 code for a protein of 70 amino acids. The record is from RefSeq and is a predicted model, not a curated record. Lineage: Eukaryota; Fungi; Kickxellomycota; Kickxellomycetes; Kickxellales; Kickxellaceae.
UUUUAGAACAUUUAUUUAAUACACUCGUUAACAACAUGUGUAUUGGCAGUGCAGCCAGAUGAUCAUUGUAGAACAUAUUGAGAAAUACCACUGGUCACAACAUUUCAAACAUGAGUUACAUCACCCACCACCAGAUGAUGUUGAUGGGAGGGCAGAAUGGGAAGUUGAGCAAAUUUUAGAUGUGCACCAUGUUGAUAAUAAAGGUGGGUUCCUGGGCAAAUGGGUUGGCUAUAAUGAAGAUGACAGCACCUGGGAGCCUGGAGAGUUGUGACAUCAGAAAUGGGGCCGAGUCACGUGACAGCGCAGACGC